AUUCGCUUUUCGUCCUCUCAUUUUUGUAAACAACACCCCCGCCACGAGAAGGCAAUGAGUAGGACUUCUUUGGCAGAGGCUGUAUACGCGUGGCCGUGUGAGAGUAUUUCGAGAGGGAGAGCGGACUCUCCCCACUCUCGGCCGUACCAGGGCAUUCGGGGGAGUAACGUCUACGCAUAGCAACCGCUAAUAAAUCCCGACUGUUUGUUCAAUCUUAUUUGUAAUCGAAACUCUCGAUGUUUCAAAUCAAUGAACUUGUUCAUUAUUGGUUGAAAAGCUUUGAAGAUACACUAAUUUAUUUUACCGUAAAUGUUAAAAAAAUACAUUGCUCCAUGCUUGUUCCGUAUACAUUCAUGCCUUCAAUCCUGUCCAAUUUUAAUGUUCUACUUUCGUCGAUCACAUACUACUGAUGCUUUUUUGUAGCUCCUUUUCUUUUAUCCACUAAGUAGUGUUUAAAGUUAGUUAUUACUGCACUUUAACUAAAAGGUAGUAUGUCAGUUGAAAUAGCUAAAACACUUUCUCACAGUUCCAUAAUAUAAAUUGUUGAUAGUUUGUAUUGUAUCUAAAUUUCUGUAGAAAAAUGAACGUAAUAAAUUGUCCCAUAAUGGCCUCUCAGCAUUGGAUGAAAACAUAUCUGACGGAAUGUCUAGUUCUUCUUCACAUAAUCAAUUGCCCGGAUCUAUUCGACCCCCUGAAAGACGCUACUGGAUGCAAGAUGAAAAUUGCAAAUUUUGUUUUGAAUGCGGUACACGUUUUACUGCCAUCCGCCGUAAACAUCAUUGCCGUGUUUGUGGGAGGAUAUUUUGUAAUCAGUGCAGUAAUAAGAUUGUUGAAGGGACACAAAUUGGACUUGAUGGUCUUCAACGAGCUUGCAGUUAUUGUGCUGAAACACUAAUUAGUACUAAUACCAAUAAACCAGAACAUUCAUUGGACAAAAGUUCUGUCAGAUCGCUAAAUACAGACAAUAUUCAUGGUUUGAAGAAAAAAAUAAGCUUGACAGAAAAAUCCCAGAGAAACAAUAACCGACCAAAGUCUGUUCCAUCUCAUUUUAGUCAUCUUUCCAAUCUCAAUAUACGCAUGAGUACUGGUUUGUUGAAUAUAUCCAAUUCAAAAGCAUUGCUUACUCCACCUUCAUAUUUGAACAGAACGGCUGUAGAUUUAGUUAGCCCAAACAAUUCUACUUCUACCAGUUCAGCAGAUGGAUGCAGAGACUUGUUUCCUACAUUUUUCUCGGCAACCUUCCCAAACGGUAAUGAUACAUCUCUGUCAAUGGAUUCUAUUGGACAAACAAUGCGCACCAUUGAAUCUAAUACAUUUGGUGUAAUUCGUCGAACACCGCGCAUAAGUCAAGGUCCAGUUUUAAAUGAAUCGUUGAAUAUAGAUAUUGGCAGUGCUCCAUUCAAAAAAAUUUCUUCAUCUCAUUCGUUUGAAUGUUUACCAAGCAGUGCAUCGCAGUCAUUAUUCAAUUCAUCAUCAGGUCAAGAUAUACUUUAUUUAUGGUCAAGACUUUGGGCUAAUUCACCGAAGGAUCUUGAUUUUUCAACUAUCAGUAUUUCACAGUUGACUGCAUCGUCAACUCGACCAUUAAGUCGUGUGCAUAGCCAUUCAAAUGAAAAUUUAACGAAAGACAACAGUUCAUGCAAAUCGCUACAAUUAUUUAGAUUAAAAAACGAAAAUGAAGAGUACUACUGUACUUAUGGCCUAGCACUAGUUUAUUGGUUAGUCAAUAAUAUACCGGGUUUGGAACGUUGUAGGUUAGUUUUUUUUUGAAAGAUUGCUUGCCUUCAAUCCAGGUUGUACUUAUAUAACUUGGCGGUAUGCUUGAAGUUUUGUUGGGCACUAUGAAAAAACUAUACAGUCUUCGAGAAAGUGGCAUAAAAUUGCCUAUAUAUAUGGGAAUUGGUUUAACAAAAUGCAAAUGACAGCUAUUGUACAAAUAAUUAUUGAAAAGGCAGUGUAAGUCACUAACCAAGCUUUAAACCUUAGUUAAUUAAGCCUGUUGGUGGUAAUACCCUUACCAAAAAACCGAUAGUGUAUUUCAUAAUGAUCCAUUGAUUGAAAGUAAAUUACCUUAAAUGGAUGAGCUAUUUACCAGAUCAUAAUUGGAAUGAGAGAGAUAGGAUCAUAGAUUUAAGUGUUUCAUUAACAAUUAGUCGUUUACAAUUAGUGAACCUUAUGUCAAGCUGGAACUUUUUCAGUUAACGGGAGAGUCCGCUCUCACUCUCGAAAUGCUCUCACAUGGCCACGCGUAUAUAGCCUCUACCAGGGAAGUCCUACUCACUGCCUUCUCGUGGCGGGGGUGUUGUUUACGAAAAUGAGAGGACGAAAAGCGAAUGUCCGGCGCUUUAACCGUAUUCCAAACCAAUGGUGCACAUGGGCUCCAGUAUCCUGCGGGGAAAAAUGGCGUGCGAACCAAUUGUUGGUCACCGGCUUCCAUGGGUCUGCAUCUCCUUACGAUGCUCCACUGCCUUGUGGGUUAGACCUUCAGGUUGAAGGCUCGGGGAGUGGCCCCCUAAGAAAACCACCUGCUUCGGUCCGGGCACCCAGACAGUAUCACAGCCCUCACACAUAUCGAAUGAGAUUUGUGUGGCUCAUAUGUAUUUGGUGCCUCCUUGUACGAAUGUCUAUGUGUUAAAAUAAAUAAAUAAUGAAGUUUACGGGAUUGAUAUUAGAUCACGGUCGAUAAUUGGAAGAGUGUUUAAAGCCAUCCCUCACUUCAAAUGUACCUUUUUGUACUUUUUUUCCUAUGAAUUAAUUCUGUUACAGAAUGAAAGGGCGACUGGUCUGCCAAAAAUUUAUCGACCUUGGUUUACUAACUGAUCUACAAAAUCCUAACUGUAAACAGUUUUAUGACAACUUUACAUUUUAUAAAUUAAAACAGAUUGAUUCAAAUAGUCGAUUAUAUCAUCAAACUAAUUCAAGAAGAAAAACUGUGGAUUUUACUUCAUUUUAUAAUAAUUUUAAUGUCAACUCAACUUCUACUAAUAGUACUGCUUAUUCAAGUAUACUUGGGAUUCAUGAACCAAAUUGGUUAUUAGAGAUUAAUAGUUCUGAGAAUGAGAUUUCUAGAUCUUCUUCACCUUGCUUGAUGGCAAGCUCCAAUGAUUUCAUAUCAAAACCACCUGGGGUUCGAUCCAGUUUUGAAGUUGGAAAAGAUGUUAGUAGAAUGCGAGAUUGUAGUCUUGAAUCUCUUGGUUCAACACAAAAAUGGAAAUAUACAACACAACCAACAUUAAAUAACCAGCAGCACUCAGUUGAUCUUUCAGUACAGCUAAAUACUAGCUUAUUGAUAAAUACUGAUGAAUACAUAUGUAACAUGAAGAAUAUCUUUGAUAAACAUAUAUAUCAGUUGGUUUUACAAGAUGUACGAGAUAAUGUCUUAGAUUCUAGCUGGGCAUCAAUUCUAAUUCGUUUGGCAUGGAAUGUUUGUCAAACGGUGCACUUUGAUUUACGAUCAACUGGUUUACGUUAUUUUCAAUUUAAUCGACAACAGAAGCAACAAUCUCAGUCAAAUAAUGAAACUGUAAAAAGUAAUGACGUACAGAAAUCUGUUAUAAAUUCUAAUACUGUCCAUAAACAACAAGUUUACUCACCAAUGGAUAUUCGAUAUUAUGUACAUAUUAAAAAACUAUUGGAUGAAGAUAACAAAAAUUCAGACUUGUUCCCUGGUCUUAUUAUCUCUAAACGUCCAACCCACAAAUUAAUGCCAACUGUUUUAAAUAAUCCACGCAUUCUUCUAUUGGAUUCAUCUAUAAAUUAUCAACGUACUACUUCUAAAAUGACGUGGUUAGAAUCUCAGAUUAUGCAAGAAGAAGAAUACAUAACCAAUUGUGUUUGUAAAAUUCUCUGUCUACAUCCCAAUAUUAUAUUCGUCAGUGGGACUGUUUGUUAUUUAGCACAGAAUUUUAUUUUCAAAGCAGGAAUCGUUUUAUUUUCCAAUGUAAAACAGGUAAGCGUCAAUUUUUAAAUUUUUUAGCAAUCUCAGUCAGAAAAGAGUGCUUAUGAUAAUAAGUUUUCCAAGGCUACAUUUCUCACAAAUGAUAAUUUGUUAAUAAUCAUUUAAACAACUACUUGUUUUCGAUAAUUUCCCCCACUCAACCUUACAAUUAACGGUAGAAAUGUUUAUUUAAAAUAUAUAGAUCUUUAUGCUGAAGUUCAUGGAAAAAAGAAGAAAACGAACAACUAAUUUUUGUAUUCAUAUAUAUGGACGGAAAAUUUUUCAGGAUAUUGUUUCUGCUAUGUAUACUUUAUAAGUGUUGUCUCACAAACCUUUGAAGCUUUAUUACUUACACUCUGUAUAUGAUGUUCAAUGAUAAUCUCUUUUGAAAUUGUAUUCUGUCUACUAGGUAAAACAACAUUUAAGGUUUGAUAGAUUCAUUAUACCUUUUACUUAGCCAUACUGCAGUGUUUAAGACAGUCACGAUGGGCUUGCCUGAUCUUCCUAUGUAAAUGUCUUCGUAGGUGUAGUUAAAUCUAGGAUAUCUAUUCAUUACUCACAACGUCUGUAUACAGUAGGACGUAAAUAGAAUAUAUAAUCUUGAUGACAAAGAAAAGCUUGGUAUUAUUAUUAUUAUUAUUGUUAUUAGUUUAGGUGUAAAUAGUUUAAUAAUUACAUUCCCUUUGAAAACAUGUGGACUAUUAAAUUUUCUUACUCAUGUCAAACCGCUUCCUAAUGUAACUUUCGUUGUUGCAGCCUUCAAAAAUCUUUACUUACUUACACGUGUUACCUCUCGUGGAGGUGCAUAUGCCGCUCACCAGCAUUCUCCAUCCAACUCUGUCCUGGAAAAUCCUUUCUAUUUGCUGUUCGUUCUUUUGAUGUCUGCUUCCAAUUCUCGGCGCAGCGUUCUUUGACCUUCCUCUUUUCCGUUUCCCUUCAGGAUUCCAAGUUGGAGCUUAUCUUGUGAUGCAGUUUGAUUAUUUCUUCAAUAUGUGUCCUAUCCACUCCCAUCGUCUUUUCCUUAUUUCCUCCUCAACUGGAGGCUUGUUUUGUUCUCUCACAGUAGGCUGUUGCUGAUGGCAUCUUGUGUAGAUAAUUGUUUAUAAAUACUUGUACUUUUUGAUGAUGUUUGUGGUAGUUCUCGAAUUUCCAGCUCCGUUAGGUAGAACUGUCUUGACGUUCGUAUUGAAGAUUGCGACUUAGGUAUUGGUUGACAGUUGUCUUGAGUUCCAUAUGUUCUUCAACUAUAGGAAUGCCGUCCUUGCUUUGCCAAUCCUUACCUUCACACCUGCAUCAGAUCCUCCUUGUUAAUCAGUGUUGCUCCACAGAUAUCUAAAAGCCUCCACCUGUUUCAGAGCUUCUCCAUCAAGGUGUUCUCCGUGUUGUAUUUGAGGAUCCUGCUUUUCCCCUUGUGUAUGUUGAAGCCUACUGACGCAGAAGCUGCUGCUACACUAGUUGUUUUGAUUUGCAUUUGUUAAUGUAUAUGGGAUAGAAGGCUACUUCAUCUGUGAAGUCUAAAUCGUCUAGACGCAUUCAAGCUGUCCAUUGUAUUGCGUGUGGUCUGUGUGUGCUGCUUCUAUGUCCGGUGGAUUCAAUGGAACUGGCCUAUUCAAGAGUGCUUCAAAGUGCUUCACACAUCUGCUCCCCUGUCCUUGAAUCUCAAUGAUUGUCCUGCCUUUUUUAUCCUUGACCGGUCUCUCUGGUUUGCCGUAUUUCUCUGCCAGUUUCUUCAUUAUGUCAUAUAAUUGUUUGAUAUUUCUUUCUCUUUCAGGUUCUCCAAUGUCCCUGCUAGAUAUUCCACGUGUAUCUGCUUAUCGGCUCUUGUGCUUCUUCUCACUUGCUUGUUUGCUUCUGUGUAUUCAGCUUGUGUCUCGACUCUGUUCUUGUACGGUUGUCGUUAAUUGUUGUCUUCUUAUUCUUGAAUCUUGUCUAGGGUUUCGACAGAAAUACAUUCCUUAUGAUGAUGCUUCUUAUAGCGCAGAACCUCCUGAAACGUUGAUCCCUUUCCAAUUGCCCUCCAUUGUAGUUCCUUUCUCCCACUCAGUCCAUAUCGUCCCAUGAUAUCUUCAUACUCGAUGUUGACCAUUCCGAUGUUGGUGUUUGGGUCUCCCAGCGGGAUUAUCAGAUCCUUACCUGUGCAUUUCGCUAAGAUCAAUCGCAGCGUCUCGUAGAACUGGUCAUUGCCAUUGCCAUCAUUGGUGGAUGCGUAACACUGGGUAGCAUUCAUUGUGAUUUGCUUCUUCUUUAUUUUGAAGGAUGCUUUGAUAAUCGUGUAUCCAUGAAAUCACCAUCACAGCAAUUUCCUAAGUGUGUGAAGCGUUUUCUUCAUGACCAGAGUACGACAGCAUCUCUUGCGAAUCUAAUAUUUUUUUCCCAGCUUGGAUCAAAUGGGUUUCUCUGAUUCCGAGUACUGCCAAGUUGUAUCUCCUCAUUUCCGUUGCUAUUUGACUAGUCUUUCCGCUCUCCCACAUUGUCCGAACGUUCCGUGUACCUAUGAUAAUUGUUGCUCUGGUUGUUAAAAAAAGAAUAGGCCUCGUGAUUUCCGAAGAAUCUCGGCUUUCAUCAUGAGACGUCAUGAUUCUUCUUUCAACUUCCAGGACAGAGUUUAAAUGAUUUAAUCUGUUUAUUCUGGUUAGCGUUUUUAGCAAAGUUUUCUACGGAAUGGGGUUGCCAACCCCACAUCCAACACUCCUCUUUUACCUGGGCUUGGGACUGACAGUAGAUUUGGAAGAGCUACAGGCGAGGUUUCAAAAAGUUUUAUUGAGUAACUUCCCGUACAGGUGUUAUGUUGAUAUCAUCGCCCUUUAGUGAAUACCUUCCAAGCAUAUAUUUCUGUACCGAAAUAUUGAACAGUAAAUGAGAUUCUUACAAUAUAAACAGUUUACUUGUUGUAAUUUAAGUGGUUCAUUCAACAAAUAAGUAUAGCUUUCUAUACUGUUGAUCUCUAUUAAAGGAACUCCCCAUUAUUGUUUCUUUUACUUUGACUCGCUCAUUUUUUCUCGGGACAGUUAAAAUGGGAAUAAAUCAGUUCGUUGGGUUUACACGUCUGAUCCUUUUUUUAAUAGUCGGUGUUGUACCGUAUUGCACGAAUGACGGGUGCUGAUAUCUUGGAUUCGAUUGAUCGGUUAAUGAGCAAUCCUUCAAGAAAAUCAGAUAAUAAUACUCAAAAGUCAACAACACGUCUUGGUGUUUGUAAUCAUUUUGAAGUUAGACAAUUACAUUUACCAGAUAAUUCCACGAAAUUUCUUACUUUCAUCAAAAAUAAUUCUACCGAAACUGGUUUGGCGCUUGAUUCUAAUCCUAUCCGGUAUAUCACUCAUGAAGCGACUGUUAUUCUACGAGAUAAUGAUCUUGCUUCACUUAUCCGUGCAAAACGUUGUUUUCUUUUCACAUUACGCUUGUGCUAUAAUGCACAGUUAGAAUUGGCUUAUUCAAACAAUGAUCAUAUUUUUCAUCUUCCUCAUUUGUUACUGAAUACGGAUACGUAUUCAAGAUCACGUGUACAAUCACUAAAUAAAAUAUAUUUACAAAACGAUGCCGAAUAUUCAUCGCUUUCUUCUCCAGUGUCGAGAAAAAAAGCGUUAUCCGACCCCAAUGGUUUAGUUAUUUCUAUUUCCUCUACGACCGAACAAACAUCUAUAUCAAACGAUGAAGAUGACAAAUAUCUCUGCUCUGAUUUAGCGAUAUAUCUUCAAGGACGUCUAUUAUCUGUCUCACCAAGUGUUGAAUUUCGCUUACCCUAUUUAGCAUCUAGAGAAGGCCAGUUAUCUUAUUUAUACCCAUAUUAUACUUACGUAAUUGACUGGACGUUAGGACGUAGACUGAAUGAUUUGAUGAAACGGAAAGAAAAAAUUUUAAAUAGUGAAUUGACAGCAUUAAAAUAUUACAUGAUGAGUGCUAAAUUACAUAAUCAUCCAUCAAAACAUAUUUCAAGUAACGAUUCAUCUCAUCCUUUCACAAAGUGUAAUUUGGAAAUUUUUUCAUCGCCUACUUUACAUAAUUCAAAAUUAAAUCGUCUUUUACCAUAUUUUCUUAGUGAUAACAGUGACAAUAAUGAUAGUUUUAGAAAAAAUAAUUUUGCAAUGGAUGGAUUAAUUAUCUCUGAGACAUUAACAUCAUCUGAUGAAGCCUUGUAUACUGAUUAUAAAGCUAGGGGUUUUAUGAACAAUAAUAAUAAACAGAACGUUGAAAGUUCUCGUUCAUUUCCACGUCUUUGGGCUGGUAUGAACAGUAUUUUAUCUGGUCAUUGGAAUUCUUUAUUUAAUACAAGACAUUUGAAAUCAUUUAAAUCAGGUCCUACAAAAACAUCAACUACAACUACUGGUUUUACACCCACUUCUAAUGUGCAGCUUAUCUCGGAAUCUGAAAGUGUAAAACGUCUAAGAAGAAGCAUUCUAGAUCCACGUUCAUAUCAAUCUUUGAGUUUUCUUGCAAUAUUAUUUACAACAAAAUGUAUUAUGCGACCAGAACCAUGUGUUCCACCUUUGAUAGCUACAGUGGAAUUUUACGGUUCAAAUGAUUUGCCGUUAGGAUUAUUUUUGGAGAAAUUUUGUUUCAUGCAACAACAUUGCCGUAAUCCACUUUGUAAUGUAGUAAUGGCUGAUCAUAUUCAAAGAUUUAUUCAAACUUCAGGAUCAGUACAACUUAUGAUUCGUAAAUUGAUUCAAGAUCCACCUCGAUCAGAAGUCUUAUCAGAUAUACCAAAUCUAGGUAGUAAUGAUGCAAAAUAUCGUCGUCAUUGUCGUAUACAAAUGUGGUUAUUCUGUCCAAUAUGUCGUAUUAAUUCACCUAUUAAACAUAUGUCUGCUGAUACUUGGCAUUUGUCUUUUGUAAAAUUUCUUGAUUUAAUAAUAAAUAGUUCUGAUAAUUGGGCUUAUUGUGGUCUAUUCAAUAAAAACUCGGAUGAUACAGUCAAUGAGGUGAACACAACUGAUGCGUCUAAUGAACCAUCACUUAAUUCAGUAAGACAUGGAAUCGACAGUCAAACUAUGAGUCCAAUAUUACAAUUCCAGUGCCCACAUUCUGUUUAUAAAUCUUUAGAACAUUGCUUUGCUUUUGAUCGGAAAUUAGCUAUUUUUAAAUAUCAACCGGUUAAUGUUUAUGAGAUUGUUAUGCCUCCAAAUGAGAUUCGUGUUUUCCCGGUGAAAGUCAAUAAUUCGAAGUCGGAAAGUACCCGCAUGUUAACUAUGAAAAAACCAACUGCUGCAAGUCACAUGAACACAAAUGAUUUGGAAGAUGGUUACUGCACGGAUAGUACAGACCAUACUACCGCUACUGCUACUAAGUCUCAUAGUCAGUCAAAUCAUCACAAAGUUACUAACCUGCAGAAAACAUCUCACUUACCAACUUAUCUGUACUCUGAAGCUUCCGACGUUUUAACAAAGUAUUACACUAUAAAUACUGUAAUUAAAUGUCAUAUUGCCAAUCAACAAAAUGAGAAAAUAUCUUGCGAACUGUCCGCUAUGCUCGAGGCCUAUCUAAAAGUUCUUGAAUGUGAUUCCACUCGUAUACUAAUGGAUGAAAGAUCAGAAAUUUUGGAUUUCAUUCUACAUCCGAGUGACAGCAGUCAAAAGGAAAGGUUUUCUAAUAAACAGUAUGUUGAAGACAUACCAGCGGGUAUAUCACAUAGUCUAGGCCCUCUUGCAAAGCCUGUAGAAGAUGAUUCUGAAUCAAAUACUGUAGAAAAUGAAAAAAUAUCCACACCUGAUAAGCAAACAAUAACUACGGAUGAAAAAAUCUUUUGUACGACUACAAUCCAGUCACGUGUUCGUACUCAUUCAAAUAGCAUUUCAAGUGUUCAUAAUGGCUCCAGUGAAACUGCUGAACAAAGAUGUGAUAUUUCACAAAAUGAAACCAAAUGUCAUAAUUGGUUCAAACUAAUCUCUAGUUUAAACAGUGUUGAACAGGCCUUAAUUGUACAAAGAUUAAUUAAUGAAUUGAAACGUUGGAUGUAUCGAUUUAUUUCGGAUUGGAAUUUCAGAUUUAAUGAAUAUGAAUUAUUAAUGAAACGAAUUGAAAAAAAUAUACGCGACAAACGGAAAAAGCCGACAUUGUCGUAUAUUUCUACAACAGUUGCUAAUUCGUCUCUUCACCCAUCACCGAAUCUUCUUUCUCCUUCAGUUCCUUCUCAAGUAACGGUUACAACUUCCGUAUCACUACCACCACCACCAACAACACCAUUACCCGUUAGUAGUAUCACAACUAGUUCAAAGAGUGCAAACAAUCUGCUAGAUUCUACAAAAUCAUUUGAACACAAUGAUAUGAUUACAAAUCUGUCUUCUUCCAAUCUACCCAUCGAAGUAUCAACAUCUCAAACUGUUUACUUUAAUUCUAUAGAUCAAAAUACGGACAAAUUUUUAACUGGAAUUGAUUUAAGUAAUAACAUUUCAGUUAAUUCAAAAACACCAUUAAAUAAUGUGUUAACAGUCAGUCAACCAGAACUUCUAGUUCACUCCAUAAAAAAAGACAGUGAAAUGUACAAGUCUAUUGAAAACACCUCAAGACUUGAUUCUUUUAAGUCUGGUUUCAAUUCAUUUCAUGAUAGCAUUAACCAUGAUUCAAGCCAACAUACAGAAGAUAAUUAUGUUUCUGAUUUGUCUAAGAAUUUACCUAUCUUGGAUCCUUUAAAUUUAAAAGGUAUUUCUCUGUUUCGUGUUUAAUUCUUGAUCUGGUGAAAAUACAUCAUAUUGACGACCUUAAACAGUUUUGAGACAGAUUUCAGGGUUCGUGUCUAUUUAUGGGCCAAUCAGAAUGCACGUGAUACUGAUGAAUAAGUCAUUGCAGAAAACCAAAAAGGGUUAGGUUUUAGUGUUAGGGUUAUCGUAGGAAAUUCAGAAAUCUUGCAACAUUACACACUUCUCAACUCUGUUUACUUUCUUUUAGUUUUUCCGUAAAAAGCUGUGCACUUUGUAAAUAUUAUUUUAAUAGUUAUUCAAGUUUGUUCGUAUUGUUUAUUCUUGCCGUGUUUAUGCUAUUUAAACCUUUUGAUAGAUAAAAACUAGUAAGUUUACUUGGAUAUGAAUGAUUUACAAGCUAUCUGGCAUCCCAUUUUGAAUCUUGGACAAAAGCCAAAGAGCUACUAUUUUAAAUGUGAUUGGUUUGUCCGUAUGAUAUACUGUGACCAUUGUUUUUGUCUUAUAUACUGUAUAAUUCAGCGUUGACUUAUAAAUACAAUAUAACAAGUUAUUCAUCUGUAGAUAGAUGAUGAGAAACUGUUGUUAAAAUUAUAUUAUUGGACAGUAAUAUUUACUGGAUAAAUAAUUAUUAUGUGUUUUUCCGUACGAUUUUUAAUCGUAUUCUCAUUGCCAUGUAACGUACAUACUUUUAACAUACUCUUGGAUGAGAAUUAUUUUGCUUAUAAGGUAUUCUUUUGUCUACUGUCAUCAAAUUGAAGCUUAAUCAUACGAAUUUUUUUUAUGCUUAAUAGUUCGCUUGACUGAAAACAAAAUCCCAUGACCUUUAAUGCAAAUAAUUCUGUACACAUUAUUAAAUGUUUGCCAUCACUACACUCUUCUUUUAAUUGAUAAUAUUGUAUUUAACUUAGCUGAGCGUGCAAAUCAUCCCUGUAAUCAACUUUCGGUAAUAUCAGAAAAAAUAAUCUUUCUGUGAUAAUACCGUUAUGUUUCAUAAUAAUCUUAACCUAUAUGCAUAUUUCAGCUGUUUACCAACGAUGUGGUCCGGAAAUCUUUAAUGCUGAAUCCUCUUCUCAAAAUCAAUCGAACAAAACUGAAUCUUCAACUCAUCCUAUCCAAAACGAAAUCUCAAUUACGAAUAAUUCUUCCUCUUCUGGUGUGCGUCGCUUUAUUCAUAACUUUUUACCAUCAGCUAUGGAUUUAAAAGUAUUUGGCGAACCGGUCCCACCUCACGAACAUCCUCAACUGACCAUAUGUGAUGAAAGUUGCAUUAACAUUUUAAAACGUAUUGAAACUACUCUCAAUAAAUCAAAUGAAAUCAAAAUGAACAGUUGUGAUUAUAGUCGACUGUCUGAGUCUCUCUGUCAAUUAUUGCUUGCACAUCCAGAUGUUUAUGUUAAUGAUCGAGAAUUUACUUCAAUUAUAGCUUUUGCUUUGACUACACGAGAAUACGAAAGAAAGUUAGUGGAUUUACAUUUUACCCUUCAAGGCUCACUGCAGCACAGUUCUGAUGUUCAGCUAGGUCAAGCUGCUCUUUCUAAUUUUAAGGAUAAUGAGUCAGCUGUUACAACCGAGAAUAUAUCUGGUGCAAAAUGUAUUGGUGAAAAAGAAAGACUAAACAUUCUAUAUGAUGACACUUCCCUAUCGAAUCCAAAUGAUGAUGGUUCUUCUAAAAAGUCAGAAACAUCACAAGAAUGUAAUAGAAUACCAUCUUCACCAAAUGUAAGUGCAUUGCGUGAUCAAAAACCGCCUACACAUACUCAUAAUAUAUCUGCCAGUUCUCAUACUACUUCAUUAUCAACAUCUACAACUGACAAAUCCAAUGGGUCUCGAAGUCGUCAUAUUAAAAUACGUAAGUUGUUCUAUAAGUUUUGGAAAUAAUGCAAAUAAAUUAUUGAAUAUUUAAAAAAGUGUGAGUGAAGAAUAUUCUCUCUAUUAUAUCUAGAACUUGGAUGUUUUGCUAUACCGUAUACAACUUGAGCCGUCUCCACACUUUCUAAUUAAUUCUCCCUUGGUUUCCUAGUCAUACCUGGGUAUUGAUUAUUGGAAAGAAUCACCAAGUUCAUGUUGAGUACAUAAUUUAAAAUUAUACAUGAUAGUUUCUAAGAUCGUAAUUAUGAUAAAAGAUAAUUAAUUAAGCAAUCCAUUAUUUAAUUGAAGAGAAGAAUUAGAAACAACGCAGCGAAAAACAUUUUCUUCUCAACCAUACCAUUUAAUAAAUCUACAAUCGUAUAGUGAUUUCACAAAUAUAUUAGUCUAUAGAAGAAAAGAAAGAGAUUGCACCAAAAAAUGUUCGGAAAUUGCAAGUUUCACAAGGAGGUUGCGUAAUGACCAAGAGACUAGAGAAGAAUGGGAGGAUAUAAAUAAUUUACGGAUCAGAAAUAUUAGACAUAAUUGUUCUCCUUAACAGAUAUGAAGCAAUGAAAAACGUGGAACUACCAAUAAUAGCUGAAUAAUAAUUCUAAAAAAUCGGAAUAGGUUAAUAUUAGCUGACUUCUGAUCAAAAAGCAGACUCUGAAGGGAGUUCGAGUUAUGGGAGAAUAGGAGACUUCAAAGUAUCAAGUACAAACGCAUUGAAACUGGUUGAUCUAAUAAUUCAAACAUCAUUAAAUUCCCUGGUACGCCGAGCAUGCUCGCAUAGCCUCGCGUAUACGGCUACUACCAGGAAAGUCAUACUGCCUUCUCGCCGCGGCGGAGUGUUUACGAAAUUGAGAGGACGUAAAGCGAUUGUCGCGCUACUUAUCUGGACUCUGACCAACCAUUGUUUGCACUUAUCUUAUUUUACGUUUCAACGACCAACAGACUCAUCGUCCUAAACGAGUCGAUGUCAGCUAAUCGGUUUCGGCUGUUGUUGCAACUAAAUAUCAAAGCGAGCUAGGUUCAUGGCUAGCUACCAUCCCACCGAAAGUUAUAUAUAAGCAUUGGUUGCAAUUGCAUGACGUCAUGAAAGUGGCGAGUAAAGUCACUUGUGGCUUCGCGAAAAGUGUCUCUUACAAGUAGUGGGUUUCUACAGGCUUCUUACAACUCAUAUGUCUACUAUGAUUAAUUGCGAUUUUAACAAUAAACGAAGAUUGUCACGUAAUGAAAUUGUGCAAAGUCUGCGUAAGGACCGAGAAGCCUGUUGAUCGUGGCGUGCUAAGGAGUUGGAAACAGUAGCUGCUUCUGACACCAACAGGAGGUUUUAUCAACUCAUUUGAGUCACUGGCAGCAAGAAGUCGUGUGAGUGAAACGAUAUGUGAAGCUGAUGUGAUGCCAACCAAUGAUAUCUACCGACGUCUUGGACGAUGGGUGGAGUUUUUCAAUUAACAGUUCAACUGGUUUGUUGCUUUGGAGACAUCGAUCAAACUAUCCCGUCCUCUAUGGACUGUGAUGACUAACCCACCUAACGAGGUAGAAGUUUGCAAGGAACUUCAAAUCCAGCAGCCCUGCAAAUCGCCAGGCCUAGAUGACCUAUCUCCGAUCUUUAUCAAAGACAGUGGCGACCUUCCGGUUAAGGUAAUCAUUUAGUUGUUUUUAGGCUUCUAGCAGUUAGACAGUGUUCCAACGUCGUGGAAUGAGCCCAUAGUUGUCCUUAUCCUGAAAAAUGCGAUAACUAUUGAGGGAUAACCCUGUUUCUGGUUGCAUCCAAAUUAUUAUCUUCAGUCAUGCUUUGCAGAUUGCCCAAGACCUGGAAAAAAUUAACGUGGGGGAGGUUGGUUUACGUUCUGAUCGGGGAUGUGUUUAUCAUAUCUUCACCCUCGGUCAAAUGUUAGAACCCUAUUCCUACCCUAGUCAUCUCUUACUCCGUUGUCCCAAAAUACACGAGCAAUGUUUCGAAGACGUCCGUGACCGAAUACUAGUAACUCACGAAUAUCCUCUAUUCUUAAUUGCCAUGCUCCACAUCCAUAAUGUGAAACGAAGCGAACUGUUGCGCAGUAAACUCAUCCUUUGGUCGGAAGACGGAUUUCCCACCUGCACCACAAGUGAAGCAAGUUGGCAAAGCUAGUCAAACCUUCUGAAUUCGUGAUGAGGUUUCCUCAGACACGAGACCAUCAGGGAUGAUCCAGUCAUUAAUUUAGGCGAUGACGCCAACCAAUCCUGAAGUAAAGUUUUACUUUUUGAGAGAGAUAAUCGCAUCCAAAAAAUGCUUGCAUUGUCGCUUAAAAUGAUCAGAAGACUGAAUUUUAUAAGCAUAUUCAUCAAACAGAACUAUAUCAUCUGCGUAUUCUAAGUCGACAAAUGAAUCUCUCGAUAGAUCAGUCCCUGAAAAGUCAUACGAGGAAAGUGUUAUUGCUAAUGCAUAUCUAUGACAAAGUUAUAUAGAAAUGGAGAAAACUGACAGUCUUGAGGGACACCAUUUGAAGUGACUGAUUCCGAUGACGGUUUGCCAUAAUCUCUGACUCGAACAUUAGUUUUCGAGUAGAGAGGCUGUACAAUGUUAGUAUACUACUUCUGUACACCUUUCAGUGACAGACUGCCACAAAACCCUACGAUCAACGGAGUCGAACGCUGCCGUAAUGUCAGGGAAUACAACCAUAAUUAAACGUUGAUAGUAUGUCGACGUCCGAGAAUCUGCUGAAAGACGAAUAUUUAGUUUAUACAUCCACGUCCAACUUCGAUACCAGCCUGGUUUUCUCGGAUUUGCUCUUCACCAGCUUCAGCUAGACGUCAAAAUAUUUUUGAGGUUAACAUUUUAGGUGAUUGUCACAAGAGGAUUUUUGUUGUUUCUUAUAAACUGAGACGAUCAGCUAUCGAGACUCAUCAGAUGGGAUGACGUCCGGUUACCAGAUUUUAGCUAAUAUCUCAGUUUAUCUAAUUUCUAAGACUGGACCAUCAUUCCUAAAAAUCUCAGCAUGGUAGUUCUGUUUUAUCUACUCAACGAGUAUAAAACUUAUUUCUCUUGGCAGGGAAUCGCACUUUUUUAUUGUUAUUAUUAUUGUCGUCUGAAUUUAACCAUGUACUCUUAGCAUGCAUAAGAAAUUAAAUAUGGCUUUUGUUCUCAAAUUCUAAUUCUUCAUUCUGCUGUUUAUUAUCACGAUUAUUAUUGUCCCUCCUCCACAGAGUUUUCGGAUAGUUCAACUACUUUCUUCUGUUGUGUGUACUAUGCCUCUGAAUUUUUCCGUUUACGUCAACUUAUAAUGCCUAAUGGAGAUCUGUCGUAAGAGAUAUCAUGUUUAUUUACUGUCGCUUUAUAUUUUAUUAUUAUUAUUACUAUUUUAAUUCUUCAUAUAUUCAAACUGUUCAGUUAAAGGUAUAUAAAUAUAAUUAUCAAAUGUAAAUAAAAUGAAGUACAUAUGUGUUUAGCUUGCAAUUAUUUCAAACAUAUUAAUUCAUAGCGUUUCUUUUUUGUUCAUAUUCUUUAUGUGCACGUUAUCAUCACAUUUGUAGAUGGAUUCCGUAAUAAUCGAGUAAACACUGGGCUGUCAUAGGCCGACAAAUAAUUUAUCCUUUUAUUUAAUCUUGUUAAAUAAUAACAUUGUUUGAGCUUUAGUUAAACAAGUAGUGGAAAAGAAAACAGCUAAUUAUUAAUCAUUACAGUUAUUAGUUUUUAAUGAAAAUAGCAUCUUGUUUUGUGAUAUCGAGUCAGUUACACAAGUGCCCAGUUUCCAGUUUGAUUGAUAAAAUCUGAUCAACACUAAAGUAAUAGAUGCAUGACACUGGUCAUUACUCAGUGGGUGGUCAGCCGUAAAUAUCUCAAUCCAACAGUGGAUAAGACUCUGUCUAAAUAGCUCAGUAAUAGUAUCUUAGACUGUGAAAACGACUGAUGCAGUUUCAAGUCCCAGGCUGAAUAUCAUUCCCGUUAAGAUUACACGUACGUUUUGCUGACAAGUGCCACUUGGUGUGAAACCUAGAUCUGUGGUUCCCCGCGGACUACUUCCUAAAAUCUAACGAAUGUUGUCCUAGAUGCUUUAGAAAAUGUUUUUACUCGUGUUUUAUGUCCAUUUUGGGUCGUUUUCGAUUGCUAUUUAUACGUUUAAUACAGAAAAAUAUCCUGUUAAUGAUGUAUUUUUAUUAUCUCGAAUGAAUCCGUUGUCAUACUCUGAUUAAUUUCAUUAUUUCAUACAACUGACGAUACAAAACAAGUAAAAAUUAAUUAUUUUGAAAAUUAAUGAAAAUCAUGAGUACCUCUGUUGUGAUUCGAACCAAAACCGUUAGACAAAUCUGAAAAACAUUUUUCUAAUUAAUAUGACCUAAUAUUCACUUCGUUUUACAGCGCUUAUCCAAAGAUGACAUCUGAAUAUAUCGCUUUUUUGACUAAGCGAAUAGAUUAUAUCGAACGUCUUUUCUCAAGUUCGGGAAUAAUUAAUCUCGCGUUUUACGUUGCAUUACUGAAAAUUAACUCGUCAGAGAAAUAUAUAUUUUAUAUAAACAGUACAUUCAAAUAAUGGAUUCCUUUCAGUCAACUGCUAGUUAUCAUGUCUUCCAUCCGAAGUCCUAUUUAUAUUACAAUCGUAUAUCUUUGGACUUUUUUAUGGUUGAUUGCUAAAUAAAUUGAUAAUGAAACUUCUUUCUUUUUUUAAUAGUUUCAUACAUUCUUUAUCACGAUGCUAUCAAUGGGAUGCACGUGGUGGUAAAUCAGGUUCCUUAUUCAUGAAAACUCGAGAUGAACGAUUUGUAAUUAAAGAACUGUCUUCAAUUGAAAUGAAAACAUUUCAUGAAAUCUCUCAGGAUUAUUUCGAUUAUGUGAUUACUGCAGCACUUGAACAACGUCUUUGUGUUUUAUCAAGAAUACUAGGCAUUUUCCAUGUUGGAUUUAAAAAUUCUACAUCAGGUGAAGCCCAUCGAUUCGAUGUACUUGUAAUGGAAAAUUUAUAUUAUGGACGUACUCAACUGGCAUAUAUUUAUGACUUGAAAGGCUCACUACGUAAACGACUGGUAGAUGAAUCCUUCAAUAAUAUCAACAAUAAUGGAGUUAAUGCAAACUCUACUACUAUGCCUACAGAUCUAGCACAAACAACUGAUGAAAGUACAACUAAUUCCGGUAUUGCAUCGUACCACUCGUUUACAUGCAAUCAGUCAACAACAGUAUCAGAUAGUGGUCUAACUUCAGAGACAACUACAGUUAAACAUAAUGUACCUGUUCUUCUAGAUCAGAAUUUACUAAAUGCUUCAAUAGAUAAUCCGUUGUAUUUAAGAGUUCAUUCAAAGAAUGCUCUUUCACAUUGUCUAAAUAUGGAUACUGCAUUUUUAGCGAAUCUAUUUAUUAUGGAUUAUUCUCUAUUAGUUGGUGUUGAUACAACAACUAAUCAACUUAUUAUUGGUCUAAUUGAUUAUCUACGUAAAUUUACACUAGAUAAACGUUUAGAAAUGAUUAUUAAACAAACAAUAACUAGUGCACAAGGUCCAAUGCCAACUAUAUUAACACCAGAUUUAUAUCGUGAACGUUUUCUUUAUCAAUUGCAUAGUUAUUUUCCAUUAUUACCGGAUCAAUGGUAUGAUAGUUUAGCUGAACAUACUGAAAAUUGGCGUGUGUCAUCAGUUCAACGUAAAUCACUAUCAGUGAAUAAGACAAAGUGAAUAUUUAAUUUUUUUUUCAUAUUUACACCAGAAACUGUGAUUAGUAAAUAAUAAAUGAAUACCAUACAUGCAUAAGAUUAACUUACUCUUACUAUUAUUAUUAUGACUAUUUAAUCCCUAUUUUCUAUUUCCAUGAUUAUAAUCAUAUAUUAUCAUUGAAGUAAACACAGUUGAUAAUGAUUUCUUUGAAUUGUAAUUUCUUGUUUUAUUUUUAGCAUUUUUCAUUCAGUUGACAAUUUGUCUUUUAUAUUAUAAUCGUCUUAUUUAUUUUUUUGGAG
This is a messenger RNA of Schistosoma haematobium, 18344 nucleotides long. RefSeq lists its product as uncharacterized. The transcript is spliced from 23 exons. Gene Ontology annotation, molecular function: 1-phosphatidylinositol-3-phosphate 5-kinase activity. Gene Ontology annotation, cellular component: endosome membrane. The record is from RefSeq and is a predicted model, not a curated record. Gene Ontology annotation, biological process: phosphatidylinositol phosphate biosynthetic process. Lineage: Eukaryota; Metazoa; Platyhelminthes; Trematoda; Strigeidida; Schistosomatidae. The coding region runs from base 7027 to 10596 and encodes 1189 amino acids.